CGACAUUGCAGCGUUUAGUUUGCGUAACCAGAGAAGAAGAAGAAAGUCGGAAAUGUUUGAGGUGUAAACAAUCCAGUCACCCAAGUCGAGUUACUAAUGAAAUCCCUUAUUUGAAGUGUUUAACGUGUGCGGGCUGUCAGCGGCCACCAUGCCUUAUCUGGGCACCGAGGACACCGUGAGGGAGUUGAGGAGAGCUCUGUCCAACCCCAACGUCCAGUCUGACCAUCUGCGCUACAGGAACACUGUCCUCAAAGUCAUCAGGACGAUGUCACAGGGUGUAGAUGUGUCAGGCCUGUUCAGUGAGAUGGUAAAAGCUUGCGCCACAGUAGAUAUAGUCCAGAAGAAACUGGUCUAUGUCUUCCUGUGUUCCUAUGCUGCUUUAAACCCAGAGCUGUCUCUGCUGGUCAUCAACACACUGAGGAAAGACUGUCAGGAUCCCAACCCUAUGGUCCGCAGCCUGGCUCUGAGGAACAUGACCAAUCUCAGGUUACCCAGUCUGGUGGAGUAUGUGGAGCAGCCUCUGACAGCAGGACUCAGGGACAGAGCAGCUUGUGUACGACGAGUGGCCGUGCUCGGCUGGGCCAAACUACACAGUCUCCAGCCCAGCUCAGAAAUAGAUGCUGCAGUGGUGAAUGAGCUGUACAGCCUGCUGAGAGACCCAGACCCCGUGGUAAUGGUGAACUGCCUCCGUGCUCUGGAGGAGAUCCUGAAGGAGGAGGGAGGAGUUGCUAUUAACAAACCUAUUACCCAUCACCUCCUCAACAGGCUGAAGGAGUGUGACAUUUGGGGUCAGUGCGAGGUGCUGAGGAUCCUCCAGCGCUACCAGCCUCAGUCAGAGGACGAGCUCUUUGACAUCCUGUCUCUGCUGGAUGCCUCCCUGGUCAGCCCCCACCCUCCAGUCAUGGCCGCCACGCUCAGCCUCUUCCCCACCCUCUGCGCUGUCAGCCUGGCGGCCGUGGAGCGGUUCCGUGCGCCGCUGCUGGCCGCCUGUGGGAGCGCAUCCAGAGAGAUGAGGUUCACUGCCCUCUGCCACAUACAGUUGCUGUUGCGUUCUCUCCCUGGCCUGAUGUGCGCUCACUACAAACGUUUCUUUUGUGGCUAUGCUGAGCCAGCAUACAUCAAGCAAAGGAAGAUGCAGGUGCUGGUGGAGCUGGUGAAUGACGAGACUGUAGCAAUGUUACUGGAUGAGCUAAAAGGAUACUGCACUGAUGUCAAUGCUGACACUGCUCAGGCUGCAAUCUCAGCGAUAGGUCGUAUUGGACGGAGCUACAGCGACAGGUGUCUAGAGAUCCUUACUGGGCUGCUUGGGCUCAAACAGGAACACAUCACCUCUGCGGUGGUGCGGACCAUGCGUGACCUGGUCUGGGUGUGUCCUCAGUGUAGCGACACAGUGUGUUUGGGUCUCGAGGGCUGCGAGGAGACGCUGCAGGAUAGCCAGGGCAGGCAGGCCUUGCUGUGGCUGCUGGGCAUGUACGGGGAGCGAGUCUCCAGCGCUCCAUACACAUUGGAGGUGUUCAUUGAUGGAGUGAGGAGUGAGGCCUCUCUGGGAGUCAAGAUGGAGCUGCUGACAGCCACCAUGAGGCUGUUUUUGUGCCGACCUGCUGAGACACAGGACAUGCUUGGAAGACUGCUGCACUACUGCAUAGAGGAGGAGACAGACAUGUGUGUACAUGACCAGGCACUUCUCUACUACCGCCUGUUGCAUUGUGGGAUAGAAGAGACACGAAAAGUCCUCCAGGGUCGAAGGUCAGACCCUUCCCUGGGUGUCCUGAUUGGCCGCCCUGCAGAGCCCAUCAGCCAUUGGGCACACAGCUUUAACACUCUGGAGCCUCUGAGGCAGAGUGCUGUAGAAACAGAGUCAGCCAGCAGAGGAAGUCCUGAACAUGUGACUUUUGACCCCAAGCCUAGCACUGACCUCUCAGACACACUGAACUGUAGCCACGCUGAGAAGGUUCAGACAGGCUCAGACAGCACCUGCUCUGCUGAUGACCUGGCUUCCAGCAUCAUGGUCCCCCUCAGUUUGUCCCUCUCCCCAGCUCUCAGCCCAGAGGAGUUUGAGCACCUGUGGCUGUGGAGACAUGCUGAGCAAGGUGUUGAGAAGACGAAAGAGGAGGAGGAUUAUGUGUGCAUGGAGGAGCAUGUCCAUUGCCCUGCGAUACCUCUCUGUUCCCCACAAAGCAUUCAGGCUGCGAUGCAACUGGUCAAUAUCCAGACGCUGGCCUUCACGCCACCGUACACACUCCCUUGGAGGGUCUACCUGUACACACACACCCAGCACACACGCUCUGCUGACACACCCCACAGCACGCUCAUACUGGGGGAGCUGCUGUACACUGGAGAGGCAAAUCAGAAAGCUAUAGGUGACCGAGAAGUGAUGGUGGAGGGUGAGCAGGAGAAUGAGGGUGAGGAGGCCACAGCUGAUGGGCUGAGCGGGAGAGAGAUGGCGAGAAAGGACAGAGAAAAAGAGGGAGUAAAAGUCACUCUUAAACAGCAACCAAGAGAUGAUGAAGCUUUGAAGGGAUUUCUCACCAUCCUUACCACUGUACUGCACACACUGUCCUCAGAAAGAGCUUAGAUAUGCAUUACGCACACACACAUACACACACCCUUCAAAGGAUGCUCACUGACCAUUUCAUGACUGUAAAAUACUCCCCUGCAGAACUGGCAAAAAACUGACUUUGCAGUCACUUUGGACUUUGCACUUUGGAUUAUCAGGCUCAAACGGGACUGUGGAAAAUCACAAAGAGAAUAUACACAGGUGGAAGGCACACACUUCCCCUUUCAGCUUCUACAUUUCAAAGCAUGAGCAAACAAGGAAGCAUUCAGUAGAGGAGUAAACUUCAGCUGAAGGUCGUUAACCUCCUCAGUUUGCUGUUUUUUUCCACAGUCAGGCCAUAAUAAGCGGAUUAAAAUGUUCAGAUUAGGUCAUGUUUGGCCUAAUAGAGGCACUACAGGUGCAUCUCAAUAAAUUAGAAUAUCAUGGAAAAGUCAGUUUAUUUCAGUAAUAAAUGAACUUUUCCACGAUAUUCUAAUUUAUUAAGAUGCACUUGUAUGGAGGUGUAGUCUCACUUUGUCAAAAUCGACAGUCAUUUCACCACUUAGGGCUGAGAGAUAAUGCUGUUUAUCUACAAACACAGGCUGGAGAAAGAGGGGUGUGGUUCAUGUAGAGGUGGACAGGCACCUUGGAACUGAAGGGCAGUAUGGCUGCUGUUUUUAUUGUGGUGGUGGACGGGGGGUUAAGAAACACCUGAUAUGUCUUUUCUGAUCUGUCAUGAUAAUGGCGAGCUGAAAGUAAAUGCAAACACAUUAGCUCAUUUAACAUGAUAAACAUAUGGACUGCAUUGUUAUCAUAGGCUGCACUUCUAUAGCUAGACUGGAUUCACAGUACAGUAUCCUUUAUUCAAAAAGAACAUUUCAGAUAUUCACUGUGAGGACAAAUUACAUCACUUUCACUGCCAGAUAUCCUCAAAAACAUUGUUGAUAUACAAGAAAGACCUUUCCAGAUAUCCACAAUGUAAUUUCGAAUAUCUAAAAAGAAUUGUCUAGUAAAAUAUCAAUAUGGAAAUCCACAGUUUGUAUUGUAACUAAUAACAAUGCAAUUUCAGAUAUGUACAUGUAGAAUUAUGACUUGAAACAGUGCAGUUGCAGACACCCACAAAUGUAUUGCAGAUUUCUGUAAUGGCUUUUCAUUGUGGAUAUGUGAAAUAAAAAAAAGGCUAGU
Molecule: messenger RNA, 3721 nt
Organism: Monopterus albus (swamp eel)
Lineage: Eukaryota; Metazoa; Chordata; Actinopteri; Synbranchiformes; Synbranchidae
Gene: ap4b1
Product: adaptor related protein complex 4 subunit beta 1
Exons: 14
Coding region: 149-2575 (808 amino acids)
Biological process (GO): vesicle-mediated transport; intracellular protein transport
Cellular component (GO): membrane coat; clathrin adaptor complex
Source: RefSeq, a predicted model, not a curated record